Molecule: messenger RNA, 1725 nt
Organism: Lachancea meyersii CBS 8951
Lineage: Eukaryota; Fungi; Ascomycota; Saccharomycetes; Saccharomycetales; Saccharomycetaceae
Source: the annotation of a GenBank genome assembly
AUGACCUCCGACAAAAACGACAGCUUCGACCAGCCCCCCACCGGCGAGCCCAUCGACCCCCGCCAGCUCGAUUGGGACGGACCGCUCGACCCAGACAACCCACACAAUUGGCCCACCUGGCGCAAAUGGUUCACUACCAUGUCUGCAGCUCUGCUGUGUCUGGUCGUCACAAUGGGCUCCUCGCUGUACGUCAACGGUGUUCCGCGUAUGGUGUAUGAAUACGGCUACAGCCAAACGCUGGCGUUGGCAGGGCUCACGUUCUACCUACUCGGGCUGUCCACCGUGGUCGGUGCACCUCUGUCCGAGGUUUUUGGCCGUAAGAUCAUCUACAUCACCUCGCUGCCGCUGUCAAUGCUCUUCACAAUGGGCGUAGCGCUGUCGGGCGGCAAAAUGCGCGUAGUGUUGCCCGUGCGCUUUUUCUCCGGUGUUUUCGCAUCGCCCGCGCUGUCAGUCGCUUCGGGCACCAUCAUGGACAUUUGGGACAUGGACGAAGUCUCCGUGGCCAUGUCACUUUUCUGUCUGGCGCCCUUUCUUGGGCCCGUUAUCAGCCCAAUCAUCGCAGGUUUCGCAACCGAAAAACAGGGCUGGAGAUGGGCCACGUACAUUCAGCUAUUUGCUGGUGGUUUGAUCAUGCCCUUGCUGCUGCUAAUGUCUGAGACCCACAAAUCGGUCAUUUUAAUCAAACGUGCUCGCAAGCGGAAGCUCAAUCUCAUUGAGCCCUCAACGCAAGAUAAAAAAGAUUUUAUGAAACUCACUCUGACCAUUACCGUGUUCCGGCCCAUAAAGAUGCUGAUUGUCGAGCCCACCGUGCUCUUUUUCUCGAUCUACGUCGCGUUCAUUUUCGCCGUGUUGUUUGCCUUCUUCGAGGCCUAUCCUGUCAUUUUCCGCGGCGUCUACGGUAUGAGCAUGGGCAUUUCGGGCUUAGCGUUCGUGGGCAUUGGCAUUGGUCUGUGGAUAGGCUCGUUAUUCUACAUUUUCUACGACCGCCGGUAUUUCUUCCCAGCACCACCAGCAGGCACCCCACCUAUGGUAUCCACAACUUCCAAACGUACUGAACCUAUCAGAGGUCACAGAGACCCGGCUACGGGCCACGUCAUCCCACUCAAGCCCGAGAAAUUGCUCGAUAUCUGCAAAAUCGGGUCCAUAGCGUUGCCAAUCAGUUUGUUCUGGAUCGGAUGGACAGGACGUUCCAGUGUCCACUGGAUGGCCCCCAUGGCCGCAGGAGUUCCCUUUGGCUUUGGUCUGAUUCUCAUUUUCUUCAGCGUCAUCAUGUAUUUCUCCAGUUGCUACCCACCAUUGUUCGUAGCAUCCGCAUUGGCCGCCAACAAUCUGCUGCGGUACGUUACCAGUUGUAUUUUCCCAUUGUUCACCAUCCAGAUGUAUGAGAAGAUGAAAAUCAGUUGGGCCAGCUCACUUUUUGGCUUUAUUUGCAUUGCCAUGAUCCCUCUGCCUUGGAUUUUUGCCAGAUACGGCGAAACCAUGCGUGAAAGAUCCUCCUUUGGCUUCAACACUCUACAAAAAGAAGUCGACGACGACAAGUCUUAUAAUCCCGUUUCUACACAUGAGGUCUCCACACUUCGAGAUUCACAAGUGGCUCUGAAUAAAGAGAGUAAAAGCACUGAUCGUGAUGGUCCCGAGCAUGAUGCGCAUUCCUCUCACAGCCAAAACUCCACAACCGUGAAUUCCAAUACUUCGCAACCGGUCCUCAAAGGAUCGUUUUUAUAG